Volvox carteri f. nagariensis is the source of this 1624-nucleotide messenger RNA. RefSeq lists its product as uncharacterized. NCBI's taxonomy places the organism in Eukaryota, Viridiplantae, Chlorophyta, Chlorophyceae, Chlamydomonadales, Volvocaceae. The transcript is spliced from 5 exons. Gene Ontology annotation, biological process: chloroplast fission. Gene Ontology annotation, cellular component: membrane. Bases 39 to 704 code for a protein of 221 amino acids. The record is from RefSeq and is a predicted model, not a curated record.
UUUCCCUUUCAGAAUCAGGUUAUUUCAUAGUUGACAACAUGACGGUUGAGCAGAACCCGAUCGCGGCUGUGGGCCAGUUCUUCAACGGCGCCCUGCGCGCCGCACAGCAGCACCCAUUUGCUCAGAAUGCAUCACUGGCACUGAAGCGUUUUCAAGCGAAGCACAUGGAGCAGAGGAGCGAGGCUCGGCUGCCUCCCCGCAUCGUUGUGCUUCCUCGUCACGCCGCGGUAGCCGCCAUUAUCCCUGGGGACUCCACCGCUGAGUUGGUGCUGACGAACGGCAUCAACAACUUCCUUAACCUGUACAACACCGCCCUCAUCGUGCGGCUGGUGCUGACCUGGUUUCCCAACCCGCCGGCGGCAAUCGUUAGCCCCCUCGCCACCGUGUGCGAUCCCUACCUGAACCUCUUCCGGGGCCUUAUCCCGCCGCUGGGGGGCACGCUGGACUUCAGCCCCAUCCUGGCCUUCGUGGUGCUCAAUCUCUUCACAAACACCGCCGCCGCGCUUCCGUGUGAGCUACGAGGGCGCACUGCUGCUGCUGCUGCCGACACCACCUCGUCUGCCUCCUCCAUGACCUCCCUGGAGCGUGAGGCGGGCCAGUGGUCGCUCAUCUCCCGCGGCGAGGCGCUCUUCAGACGCCGGGUGGCGGCACAGCGGGUGGCUGCUCAGGCGGCGGCUGGCGGUGCUCAGGACACGGUUGCGUGAGGGUGACUAGGGAGGAAACUAGGGAGGAACGAAGAAACGGGUGACGGCAGGGAGGGGAAGGGGAUCGACGACCAGGAGGACGACAAAGGCGGUGAGGGGCGGAGGAGGAGGCGGAGGAGGAGGCGGCUGGGAAUGGACAGUGAGGGACUCCUGGAAUUAAGAGAUCCGGGGCUGGGCUGAGGGCUGGGCUAAACGGUGCAGAUCUUCGCAGCGGAAUGCAGAAACCGGCACAGGUCUCUGGGAUGGGGGAGGUAAGAGGAGGAGCGGACCGGCUUUUCAAUUUGGGGAUGAAUAGCGGAUGACUGUGUGAGGUGUGACGCGGCGACGCUGAACUGUCGCUGUUGGUUGAGGGUUGCUUGUCCCCCUGCCGCCGCCAUCACCACCACCACUACCGGGGUUUUCGUUCCUGUCGCUGCGUUUCUUUCCUCCUCCGCUUCUCAAUCGGGAGGUCCGUCCAGACGGGCACGGGGGAGCUGGAGGGGAGGGGCAGGGCGGGGAGGGAGAGCGGAGAAAGGAGGCGGUCGAGAGAGGUCGGGAACGCUCAGAUUCGGACCGCGGGGUCGGUUGUGGGUUAUUCAUUCCGUGUGUUUCGGAGCGGCAUUCGACCUAUCGGCAGCUGCUGCUUGAUGAAGACGUUCUAUGGCGGGACGAGUCGCGGGGUGAACCGUUUGGGAAGGAAGGGCGACGUGCUACGCGGAUAGAGGAGCAGUGAAAGAGGGGAAUUAAGGGGCUCGAUUCCUGGCGACGCACGGGGGAACUUACGCCGCCAUAUCUGUCUGUUGCAACGAGUUUUUGUGCCCCAGGGAUCCUCGUCUUGGGACCCGGGAUAAGCUGCUACAUUUUAUACUGCCGCCACACGUCGUCCCCAAAUUUAAUUUCUCGUACGGACAGGCGUGGCGUAAUGUGGAAGUAUGACAUGU